Rhipicephalus sanguineus (brown dog tick) is the source of this 1554-nucleotide messenger RNA. RefSeq lists its product as uncharacterized. The coding region runs from base 1 to 1554 and encodes 517 amino acids. The transcript is spliced from 5 exons. Lineage: Eukaryota; Metazoa; Arthropoda; Arachnida; Ixodida; Ixodidae. The record is from RefSeq and is a predicted model, not a curated record.
AUGUCUGACCAACAGGGAAGCCCUCAUGCCGAAGAAGGUCACGAUGCUGUCGAAGGAGUGGGAAACAUCACAAGCCUAAGCACUGAACCACAGCCCAAGGGCAACCUGCUGAUACCUGUCACCGGUGAGGGUGGUGGGGACCUCACGGAGGUUAUUAGCACCGAAGAAAAGGCCUCGGCCUCCAUUCCAGUAAUUAGCCAGGACACCGAAGUGUUUACGGACGUCAUUGACAAUGAGCCCCCAAAAGAGGCCUCGUCCACCAUUCCGGUAAUUAGCCAGGACACUGAAGUGUUUACGGACGUCAUUGACAAUGAGCCCCCAAAAGAGGCCUCGUCCACCAUUCCGGUAAUUAGCCGGGACACCGAAGUGUUUACGGACGUCAUUGACAAUGAGCCCACAAAAGAGGCCUCGUCAUCCAUUCCGGUAAUUAGCCAGGACACCGAAGUGUUUACUGACGUCAUUGACAAUGAGCCCACAAAAGAGGCCUCGUCAUCCAUUCCAGUAAUUAGCCAGGACACCGAAGUUUUUACGGAAGUCAUUGACAAUGAGCCCCCAAAAGAUGCCUCGUCCACCAUUCCGGUAAUUAGCCAGGACACCGAAGUUUUUACGGAAGUCAUUGACAAUGAGCCCCCAAAAGAGGCCUCGUCCACCAUUCCGGUAAUUAGCCAGGACACCGAAGUUUUUACGGAAGUCAUUGACAAUGAGCCCCCAAAAGAGGCCUCGUCCACCAUUCCGGUAAUUAGCCAGGACACUGAAGUGUUUACGGACGUCAUUGACAAUGAACCCACAAAAGAGGCCUCGUCCUCCAUUCCGGAAACUGGCGGUGACAGUGAGGUGUUCACAGACGUCAUUACCAGCGAGCAGAGCCCCGUGGAAACAGCGGCGUCCUCGAUGCUGGUAACGCACACGAGCAGCGCUACAUACACGGAAGUAAUAAGUAGCGAGCAGAGCCCCGCAGAGCUGCACUCAUCAUCAAUGCCAGUCACCAGUGCGGGAAGCGAGAUGUUCACUGAAGUAAUUACUAGCGAGCAGUACCCUCCGCAAGUGGCGUUGGUAUCAAUACCAAUUACAAGCGAGGAUGAUGAGGAAUUCACGGACGUGUUUAGCAGCGAGCAGACAUCUACGGAAAUUGCGUUUGCAUUGGUUAACAUCACCAGUAUGAAUAGUGAGGCAUUUACGGAAGUGAUUAGUAGCGAGCAGCACACCGUGGAAACAGUCUCGGCGUCGAUACCACUCACGAGCGGGGAUGGCGAGACAUCCACGGAAGCGAUUAGCACCGAGCAAAACCCAGCGCAGAUGAUCUCGAGCGAGAUGCUAGUCACGGCCUCUGAUUUGAUGAACGUCACGGAGGAGAUCACGGCUGCAUCUAAACCGAGCUCAACGGAAACGACGGACAAUUCUUCCGCACUCGAGUCAACAGCCAUAUUGGUCACAAGCGGCGAAACCGAUCAGCUCACGAAUACCAUAGAAGAUCUGGAUUCGCCUGCCGCCACAUCUUCUGAGAUAAUCACUGCUGCAGAUCUGGUCACGUUUACGGAGGAGGUGCGGAAGUGA